This is a messenger RNA of Ooceraea biroi (clonal raider ant), 1451 nucleotides long. RefSeq names its product peptidyl-prolyl cis-trans isomerase FKBP8. Gene Ontology annotation, cellular component: endomembrane system; cytosol; mitochondrial envelope. Gene Ontology annotation, biological process: negative regulation of apoptotic process; protein folding. Gene Ontology annotation, molecular function: peptidyl-prolyl cis-trans isomerase activity; protein folding chaperone; protein binding. NCBI's taxonomy places the organism in Eukaryota, Metazoa, Arthropoda, Insecta, Hymenoptera, Formicidae. The record is from RefSeq and is a predicted model, not a curated record.
ACAAGAAAUUGUUGCCACGCUUCUGUGCGGUAACUGUCGGUACAUACGAAAGAGAACGUACAAGUUGAUAUUGUUAAGAUAAAAACAGAAAAGACAUCAUAUGGCACCUGCUUCGGUUUAUUGUGAUUCGAUUGAAGAUAUGGAGAAUAAAACAGAGAAGAAUGUGAAGGUGAAGUAGAAGAGACUAUUGUACAAGCACAAGGUUCAAAAGAAAAUGAAAAUGAAAACGUGGGAGAACCAUCUAGCGCUCCCAAGGAAGAAAUUAAGGAAUCGAAAAAAACACCUGAAGUCCCAGACUGCUGGCAAGAUGUACUUGGUAAUUGCCAGUUGAUGAAGAAAAUUAUAAAAGAAGGAAAAGAAUGGACCAAACCAGUAAGAGGCGAUAUAUGUACAGUAAAUAUCACAGGUCGUUUUGAGAAUUCACAGAUAACAGUAGAGGAACAUACCAAUCUUGAGAUAAUUGUAGGAGAUGGUGAUAUAGUACAGGGCUUAGACCUGGUGAUUGUAUUGAUGAAUAUAGGGGAAGUGGCUGACGUUAUCGUUGAACCUAGAUUUGCUUAUGGCCUAUCAGGAACCAAAGAUAUACCUGCAGGCACUCCUCUUGUAUACACCGUCGAAUUGUUAACAGCAAGGAGCUUUGAUAUUACGCAGUUCAAUUACUCUCAAAGAAAAGAGCUAGCCCAGAAGAAGCGCUUACGUGGGAACUGGUGGUACGAUCGAAAAGAACUGUAUGCUGCGCUAGAAUGUUACAAAAGGGUACUAGUUCUUACUUCAAUGGAAGAGUUACUAGAUGCAGAAGUGACCCAGAAUAAUAAAGAGGAAAUGUUAAAACUCUCUUUAGUAGUGCGUAACAAUAUGGCAAUGACACAGAUAAGAUUAGGACUGAUUGAUGCUGCUUUAGAGAAUUUAAAUUGUGUUUUACACCAUGAACCAAACAACGUGAAGGCUUUACACAGGAAAGCAAAACUAUUGGCGGAUAAAGGAGAGUGUAAAGAGGCCCAUAAUAUUCUUCUUGAAUUACAAAACUUGGUUCCUCACAUGAAAAUUCUGCAGGUUGAAAUAUCAGCAUUGGCAGACACAAUAGUGGCAAAUGCUAAGAAAGAAAAGAGUUUAUAUCGCAGAAUGUUAGGUAUUAGCGGAAAUGCCAAUUCCAAUAGUGUGCUGAGCAAGAAGAAAGAAGAUAAAAAUGGAAUUAAUAAGAAAAUGUUGUGGAGUGUAGUUGGAGGAGCAUCUGCUGUUAUCUUUAGCAUAAUCGUACACAAGUUCGUUUUAUAAGGAAAAAAAAAAGAACAAAACAUGCCCGUAAUGAAUUAUUUAAGAAUUUAAGAUUUUACAUUGAAACUUGUUCAGCAAAAUAAGACAGCCUACACGUGUGUUCUUCACAAGUAAAGUAUUAUGUGUUUUGAUUUUUAAAUAUUUUUGACAAGAAAGACAAUAUAUAAUUUUAUACA